UGACAGAUUAAGAGUUUGCAUCUUUAUUUUCGAACAAGUCUCGUGGUGACGACUCGACAUGACGGCCGUCGGGUUUUGUAAAAUGAGUUUAAAGUUCCAUGUCGAUGUUUGGGAAUUUCUAGAACCCGAGUACCCCACCUGUUCCAUGUGCAGUGGGUUCUAUAGCAAUAACUUUGGACAGCCUAUAUGUGGAACAUGCCAUUUAUUCUUGUUCUCUUAUGACAUCAACAAAGAUGAGGACGAACAACAAGUCUACACAGAAAAAGCCGAUUCAGAUGAUUCUGGCAAUGAGGAACCAGAUGCCGCAGCUGAUUUCUACACUCAGAAAGAUAAAAGAACUCACGUAGUGAAAUCCCAUUCUCACAAAAUGGACAAACUAACCGAAAGGAUUACUUCUCUAACUAUUGCUCGGGACACUGACAAAGAAUCUAUUCCUGAAGGUCUUGUAGACUCUCUGCCACCCGAAGUAUUACUGGUAGUUUUCCGUCACCUUGACGAUAUCUCACGAUGGAUGGCCGGCAAUGUAUGUUCGAGAUGGUGGCAGAUCCUCGAUGCCGAAACUACACAAACCCAGUGGAAACAUUUCAUCAGCCUCCGUUGGCCUCUUUUCCGACCGUAUUACAAAGUGAAGUGUUGGAAAACGAUAUAUUCAAAACUACUAGAGAGUUCACCAUGCCGUUAUUGUUUGGAAAGUAUGAUGCUUCAGGUUUCUAAACCAGCAUGGUCCAUAUGUAACACAAGCACACCUCCUAUCAAAGAGAAUUCCUGGCGUCACAGAAGAUUACGAAGUGAAUUGAAGACCUUAAAGACAGACCCACCUGAAGGUAUUCAAGCAACACCAUUAGACCAAAACUGCUGCCAUUGGCAGGCUUCAAUCACUGGACCCCAGGGAAGUCCAUAUGAAGGCGGUCAGUUCUUAUUGUACCUACAGAUUCCAGACAGUUACCCCAUGAAACCCCCAAAAGUGCGUUUUAUCACGAAAAUAUUCCAUCCCAACAUCAGCCGCCACGGAGACAUCGGUCUUGAUUCUAUUCACCACAACUGGAGUCUGGCAUUGACUAUUUCCAAAGUUCUCAUUAGCAUCCAGUCCCUGUUGACCGAUCCUUACUGCCACGUGUGUAUGGAGCCAACGAUCGGUCGACUUUACGUGAGCGGCCGACAGGAGUUUGAGCGGAUUGCCCGGCUGUGGACCUGGAAGUAUGCCAUGCACGACUAUCUCAUGCCAACUGACAUAAAUAUGAACGGAUUGUGAAAAUUUUCAGUUGCUGUCUACUUGCCUGCUUGCCUCGGUUGAACAAGGCCGAUUACUAAUAGACUAAUAUGUGUGUGUGUGUGUGUGUAUUGUAUGUAUAUGAAUGUUUGUGUGUGUGUGAGUGUAUGUAAAUAUAAAUGUGUGUGUGUGUGUGUGUGUAUAUAUAUCUAU
This is a messenger RNA of Octopus sinensis (East Asian common octopus), 1423 nucleotides long. RefSeq lists its product as uncharacterized. Bases 59 to 1252 code for a protein of 397 amino acids. The transcript is spliced from 8 exons. Gene Ontology annotation, molecular function: protein binding. Lineage: Eukaryota; Metazoa; Mollusca; Cephalopoda; Octopoda; Octopodidae. The record is from RefSeq and is a predicted model, not a curated record.